Molecule: messenger RNA, 600 nt
Organism: Microstroma glucosiphilum
Lineage: Eukaryota; Fungi; Basidiomycota; Exobasidiomycetes; Microstromatales; Microstromataceae
Exons: 6
Coding region: 52-555 (167 amino acids)
Source: RefSeq, a predicted model, not a curated record
AUUAUUAUUCAGACUCAUAUCAUCCCAUCAUUGUCUCGAUCUCUCACAACCAUGUCAGCUCUCUUCCCUUCUGUGCGCUCAGCGCUGCGCUCUUCUACAGGCGUAUCGCGCUCCUUCUCAGCUUCCGCCGUCUCGCGCUACGCCUCUGCGCCUGGUCCCACGGCCAAGUCGCGCACCUCGCCGGGAAAGACGCCCGUCAAGGGAGAAGGAGAGAGGCAACAUCCUGGAUACAUCAGUGAGAAUGUAGACCCCACGAGCGAUCACCCUGCUGAGCUUGGUGAGGCACCAGCUGGAUCGCAGCCCCACUCGCAAGUGCGCAAGGCCUCGACCAAGACCGGCCCUGCCCAUCCUGAUGUUGAGGCCAUGGCCAAGGGCGCAGAGUCAGACGUCGGCGGUUCUGAUGCCAUUACACCUACUGAGAGGACCCAAAAGGUGUGGGGACCCAACUCAAGAACUCCAGAGUUCAACGAGUAUGAGGGCAAAAGGAACCCUGUUCUUGAUGGCGGCUCUCACGAGGGUGGACUCAGGGAGGACGGCAAGGGCUCAAAGACCUGAUGCGCUGCACACGCGAUGGAAAGGCAUGGGUCAUAGUAGGAGAGA